Molecule: messenger RNA, 993 nt
Organism: Amoebophrya sp. A25
Lineage: Eukaryota; Dinophyceae; Syndiniales; Amoebophryaceae
Source: the annotation of a GenBank genome assembly
AGAAGAGCAAUUUCGAAGUACUGAAUAGAGCAAGAAAGUACAUGGAGUGGAUGCGAAAAAAUUGGCAUGAACGAGCGGUGAACGCCAGAAACGAAGCAGUGUUUUACGCUCAUGUCGCUUCUAGUACUCUUUUGUAUCAUUUCUCUCCACGUAGUACCUUGACUGUUGUCUAGAAGAGUGGCACUGUGGCACUGUUGUACAAAAGAUGAAUUAUACUAUUUUUUUGUCUCUACGGUGGCCAUUUUGUCUCUACGGAAGCCGGCUGGCUUUUCGGCCGAAUGUACGGCCCUAUGCGCCCCCAGUAUGUAAAUUGUUUGAUUAUGCAACACGCAUGUUUAAGGGAUUAAUAGGGCGGCGGCAUAUAGUCCUAACGCAAAGAAAAAAAACUCUGCGGUGGUCGGUACUGACUUCAGCGAUCAAUCAACAACUGAUGACUCAUUAUUAUAGAGAGUAGAAGCCCACUUGAAGGGCAGCCGGUAGCUACGCGGAAAAUAUGUAGGCAGGUCCUUCACGGAACUCGCUUGCGAUACAAAAAAUUGAAUUGAAUAGAGAGCGCUUUUGCUAUUAUUUCUGUUCCUAGGUAGGUGCCCUCCUACUCUCAUAGAUAGUGGUUGGAGGUACAAUCUAAUUUGCGAGCCGCCCGCUCCUUUGGAUGAAGGAGGGGAGCGAGUGUACUGCAAGUGAUGGGAACCGGGGACGCUGCGUUGUUCGGACAGCCGAUGCUGACAAUAACCCCCUGGGGUGCAAAAGGGUUGUGUGUGCAACAGACGUAUUAUUUUCAUUUAGACUGGAACAGGCAAAACUAGGCAACACUUGUACAUCAAGGGGAACAACUUUUAACUAUUAUUUCAAAUUUAGACCUUAAAGAGUGGAGUCCUAGUUAUGCCUCAUUUUGGUUUCUUUUACGCUCUACACUGACUUCAAGAACAAAGUAAGUAGUACAGUUAUACAUCAAUCUUUUUCAUGCUGAUUUCUUUUGUUUCUAAUUACUGG